AUGAAUAGGCUGUCGACCUCGACCAUCAGCCCGACCGCAGCUGCUCAACCUCAAACCACGGCCGACGAAGCUGAAGCCGCCCAGACUCUCGCCCAAGUCAAAGCAGCUAGAGCUACUCCCGUUAUUACGUUUGCCCCGUCACCCACCCGAGGCGAGCCUCCCUUCAACGAAGCUCCGCCACCUUAUGAAGAGCGGCCUAUGCAAGGGGCUGAGCUCCCUCCACAUAUGAGGCGCACCCCGCGUGCUGAUUGCCGUCGUCGUUGGCCAACGCCAGACCGCGCUCCCAGACGACCUCGUCGUCCAUCUCCCUAUCAUCGUUCCUCGCCUCCGUCCUCUCCGUUAGCCCAUCGCAGCUCGUCCCCUUCUGUCCAAUCUUCUCCUCCAUCUUCCCCUCCUAGCUUAGGUCCUGAAGGUCCUACCCCCAGCAAUGAGCAGUACAGUGCUGCCUUCUUUGCCCACAGCUUUGUCAACUUCUUGCAUGACCUUUGUACCAUCUUAGACCGUCUUCCACCAAGCCACCCUGACGCCCAGGCCCACAACCUCAUAAGGAUGGAUGCCACCCUCCUGGAGCACUGGUACCGCCACCGCGCGGAUCAAUUCGACUCGAUCUAA
Molecule: messenger RNA, 612 nt
Organism: Puccinia triticina
Lineage: Eukaryota; Fungi; Basidiomycota; Pucciniomycetes; Pucciniales; Pucciniaceae
Exons: 4
Coding region: 1-612 (203 amino acids)
Source: RefSeq, a predicted model, not a curated record